Messenger RNA from Hepatospora eriocheir, 828 nucleotides. NCBI's taxonomy places the organism in Eukaryota, Fungi, Microsporidia, Hepatosporidae. The record is from the annotation of a GenBank genome assembly.
AUGGAAAGAGAAGACAAUACUUUAAUGGUAGAUCAUAAUAUUAAACAAUAUUAUAAUAAUUAUAUGAAAGUGAAUGAUACUUACAGGUAUACUCAAUAUAAAAAAUUUGCUUUACUUCUUUUAUACUCUCAUUUACUAAUUAUAUGGAGUUGUGUUCUUUAUUUUAUUAGUAAUUUAACUCCACUAAAUUUAGUUAAUAUUCUUAUUGAUUUGGUUGUUAAAUUUAACAGUAAUAUUUCUAAGGAAAUUUAUGUUAAAACAGGUGCUGUUUAUUCUUUACUUUUUAUUGUUCCUGUUAUUCAGUUAGUUAGUAAUACUGAAUAUAACCAAUUAAUAUUUCCUAAUUGUUUUUCUAUUAGUAUGUUUUUAGGUACUAUUGUGUUUAUUACUAAGGUUGGUUUUUUAGAAAUUGCUUUAGAUGUGUUUGUUAAUAGAUACUUAUUUAUUGGUUUAAUGUUUGCUUCUGGGUUUAUUAGUAUUUUAUUUGUUUAUAAUAAGAAGUUUAAUUCAUUGCUUGGUUGUUUGUUAGAUAUUAGUAUUUCUACUAUUUUAAUUUUACUGUUUCCUGGUGAUUUACCUAGUAAGUUAAUGUGUAUUUGUAUUAAGUGUGUUCAAUCUAUUAUUAUGUUCUCUGAUCAUUCUGACUCUUAUUUGGAAUUUCUUACUUCUUUGCCUAUUUCUAUGAUAUUUGCAUAUUCUAUUGCCUUAUUUAGAAUUUGUUUAAUUUCUGGUAAAUAUGUUCUAGAAAAAACUGAUGUUGUUACUGAUAAUGAUAACAACCAAUAUAAUGCUUUUAGUAAUGUCUUUAAAGGUGUAUUUGGUAAUUAA